Molecule: messenger RNA, 966 nt
Organism: Xylaria bambusicola
Lineage: Eukaryota; Fungi; Ascomycota; Sordariomycetes; Xylariales; Xylariaceae
Exons: 2
Coding region: 225-914 (229 amino acids)
Molecular function (GO): oxidoreductase activity, acting on a sulfur group of donors, disulfide as acceptor
Source: RefSeq, a predicted model, not a curated record
CAUGUCACCCGGCUAUCGUCAGCAGACUGACUCCUCGACCUUCCAACUCUAUCUCUAUUAUCCUUCAUUUCCCCGGCAGCUAAUACUUCGCUUUCGUGCUGGCGGCUUCGCAUCGUUUCUUUGUAUUAUACUUGUCGUCUUGUAAAUAUUGCAGAUAGAUAGCUCUCUUUGAAUCCCAACGUCUCUUAAUCUAUUUUAAUUCACACACGGCGUGUCCAACCAAGAUGGCCGCUAGAAUCGUCCUCCCCGUCAUGGAGGAUAAACGACCAGUACGGAACCGAGCUCGCCGUCGACAUCGACCGCUACUAUACCUCCUCGUUAUCGCUGCAUUUAUCUACGGCCUGUACAACUUUGGGUAUUUAAUCUCGUUCAAGGGCGCAUUUCCAUCGCACAGCAUCGAACACGUCCCAGCCUCCGAUCCCCUCGCCGGCAACACCGCUCAACAUGCCGAACCUGCCGCUACGAGGGCCCUAGUCCCCCUGGAGGCUCACAUAAUCAGCAAGUGCCCAGACACGAGAGACUGCCUCAAGGAGCUGCUACUCCCAGCUAUGAUCCAAGUAUACCAGAAAGUGAAUUUCACCCUUACUUACAUCGGAAUGCCGACCGAGAACGACGGAGUUGAAUGCAAACACGGCCCCGGGGAAUGCAUGGGUAACAUCAUUGAACUCUGUGCUCACCAGCUGUACCCAGACCCCAAGAUAUGGCUCGGGUUCACCAUGUGCUUAACUAAGGAUUAUCGUUCGAUCCCUCAGCGCGAAUUAGUCGAAGAUUGCGCUCUCGAACAUGCCGUCGACUUCGACAAGAUUAACGAAUGUGCCACGAGGGAUGACGGCGCAUUUGGCAUGGACAUGCUACGUGAAAGCGUCAAGCGAUCUGCCAGUGUAUGUUCAACCCUUGAUCCAGCAUCGUCAUGAAGUUACUAAAUUAAAUUUAUCUUCUACAGCUAGGCAUCUCGACGAGUUGCAC